This is a messenger RNA of Sorghum bicolor (sorghum), 1670 nucleotides long. RefSeq lists its product as uncharacterized. Gene Ontology annotation, cellular component: Golgi apparatus. NCBI's taxonomy places the organism in Eukaryota, Viridiplantae, Streptophyta, Magnoliopsida, Poales, Poaceae. Bases 220 to 1428 code for a protein of 402 amino acids. The record is from RefSeq and is a predicted model, not a curated record. The transcript has 7 exons. Gene Ontology annotation, molecular function: UDP-xylose transmembrane transporter activity; antiporter activity.
CCCGCCCGCGCCGCGCAGGCACCACCCGCUCUCUCCUGGCCGGCCUCUCUCCGCCUGGGCUCCUCCGCUCCUGCUUGUGUUUUCACGGUGGUGCCGCGCUGUUGCUGUUCUUGGCGCGUCUGGCUGCGAUCGAUCCUCGAUCCUCCCCCUCCCUUCUCUCGCCAGCUGCGGCGACCGCGACCGCGACCGAGAGGCGGUGGAGGGCAGAGGCUAAGCGGGAUGACGAAGCUGCCGUGGUGGCGCGCCGACGCGUCGGAGAUGAUGGCCGUCACGGCGAUGGGCGUCUGGGAGGCCGUGCUCGCCGGCGGCGGCAGGAGAUUCAUCAAGCGCAAGGACAGCGACGCCGGCGAGACGGGUCGGGCACUGGAGGAGUUGCGAAGCUCCUUGUACAAUGAAAUGCAUAGUUCAGAAGGUGCUAAGCGCCAGCAGCAGCGAUUCUGUGGACCAAGUGUUGCACUGACAUUCAAUUUCGCUGUUGCUGUUGGUAUUAUCAUGGCAAAUAAAAUGGUGAUGGGGAGUGUUGGAUUUAAGUUCCCAAUUGCACUCUCAUUAAUUCAUUACGCAGUUGCAUUUGUUCUAAUGGCCACCCUUAAGACAUUAUCCUUGUUACCAGUUGCCCCUCCAUCGAAAUCCACUCCUUUCUCAUCUAUAUUUGCUUUGGGUGCUGUAAUGUCCCUGUCCACUGGGCUAGCCAACGUGAGUUUGAAACAUAACAGUGUAGGUUUCUAUCAAAUGGCUAAGAUUGCUGUAACCCCAACAAUUGUUGUAGCUGAAUUCAUGCUUUUCCAGAAGAAAGUUUCCUCUCAAAAGGCUAUCACACUGGCAGUUGUGUCAUUUGGAGUCGCUGUAGCGACUGUUACUGAUUUGGAGUUCAACUUUUUCGGUGCUUGUGUCGCAUUAGCAUGGAUUGUUCCUAGUGCCGUUAACAAAAUCCUUUGGUCAAGUUUGCAACAGAGUGGAAACUGGACAGCUCUUGCGCUGAUGUGGAAGACUACUCCAAUUACGAUAUUUUUCUUAUUGACAUUGAUGCCUUUGCUGGAUCCCCCUGGCUUGUUGCUGUUCAAUUGGAACAUCAGAAACAGCUGCGCUAUUAUCAUUUCUGCAUUGUUUGGCUUCCUUCUUCAGUGGUCUGGUGCUUUGGCACUCGGUGCGACGUCAGCCUUGUCUCAUGUUGUGCUGGGCCAAUUCAAAACCAUCGUCAUCAUGCUCUCCGGCUACCUGAUUUUCGGCUCCGACCCUGGGAUCACCAGCGUCUGCGGAGCCGUCGUCGCACUCGGCGGCAUGUCCUUCUACACCUACCUGGGUCUGAAGAAAGACUCGGCGACCAGCGGCAAGAAAGCGCCGUCGAGACAGAACUCCUUCAUGGCGAGACCUAAGGUUGCUGCAGAAAGUGAUGACGUGGAUUCAGAGCAAGAAGAUACCGUGUAGGUUGCCAGGUUGGGGAAGCUGUCAUCUAGGUCACUUAAUGCAAGGAUCGAUCUGAGCUCAGUUAACUUCGGUUUGUUGUAAUCUGUCGGUGACCGAAUCCAUUUUUGUACAUAGAAGCCAAAACCUUUGACCUAGAGCAACUCCAAGAGAGUAGCCAUUUGUCAUGAAAAAUCUUAUUUUAGGUAUUUUUAGAAGAAUCACGGCUCCAACAAUUAUUCUAUCAUAUUUUUUCAAAAAAAAAA